AUAUCAAAUCUUCGUGGCAUUAAACAUAUCAGAAGAUUAAGAAUUAAGUUCGAAACUAACGAAAAAUAUUUGUAACCGUGCAGGUUAAGAUAUAUUUUUGAUAAAACAAAUUAUGUGUUAUCUUGAUUUGUAGACGAAAGAGAAUAUAAUAUUUUAAGUAACAAAUGAGUAUAUUAAGUAGUACAAGAGAAAUAAUAGUAUCAAAAAACAUGGCGUCGAUUAGUUUGAGAAGUAGUUUAAGGAUAUUAUGGACGACGGUGGCAGCCCUGAUCUUCCUCACGAGGAGUAGUGCAGCACCAGCCUUCGGAGGAACAGAUAAAGCCAUGUCUAAUUAUGAUUCGCACUUCCAGAUGUAUUUAGCUCAAUACGGGUACCUGAGCCCUUCAGUACGGAACCCCUCUAGCGGACAUAUCAUGGAUGAAGGCUCAUGGCGGAAGGCGAUUGCUGAAUUCCAGAGCUUUGCUGGAUUAAAUACAACAGGUGAAUUAGACGAAGAGACGAUUAGUGUUAUGUCAUUGCCGCGGUGUGGUGUUCGCGACAAAGUUGGUUUUGGUGAAAGUCGUGCCAAACGUUACGCGCUCCAGGGGUCAAGAUGGCGCGUCAAGAAUCUAACAUACAAGAUCUCAAAAUACCCAUCGAGACUUAACCGCGCUGAAGUGGAUGCUGAGCUUGCCAAGGCCUUCAAUGUAUGGUCCGACUACACCGACCUCACCUUCACGCAGAAACGAUCUGGGCAGGUCCACAUUGAAAUCAGGUUUGAAAAGGGAGAGCACGGUGAUGGUGAUCCUUUCGAUGGACCUGGAGGCACCCUGGCCCACGCCUAUUUCCCUGUUUAUGGAGGUGACGCCCACUUCGACGACGCUGAAAUGUGGUCCAUCAAUUCAAGACGUGGCACCAAUCUUUUCCAAGUAGCUGCUCACGAAUUCGGUCAUUCGUUAGGAUUGUCUCACAGUGACGUCAGAUCAGCUCUUAUGGCGCCCUUCUAUAGAGGAUACGACCCAGCUUUCCAACUAGAUCAAGAUGACAUUCAGGGUAUACAGGCACUAUACGGACACAAAACACAACUCGAUAUCGGUGGCAGUAUAGCCCCCAACCCCACAAUCCCACGCGUCACCACGCAACAACCUGCCUCCGAAGAUCCCACGCUGUGUUCUGAUCCCAAAAUCGACACAAUCUUUAACUCUGCUGAUGGUGCUACUUUUGUUUUCAAAGGAGAGCAUUACUGGAAGCUGACAGAAAAUGGCGUAGCAGCUGGAUACCCGCGUCUCAUCGCCAGAUCCUGGCCAGGUCUCCCCGGUAACAUCGACGCAGCUUUCACUUACAAAAACGGCAAAACCUACUUCUUCAAGGGAUCAAAAUACUGGAGGUAUAACGGCCAGAAGAUGGACGGCGACUAUCCUAAGGAAAUUAGUGAAGGUUUCACCGGCAUCCCAGACAACAUAGACGCAGCCCUCGUAUGGUCAGGAAACGGCAAGAUCUACUUCUACAAAGGUUCCAAGUUCUGGAGGUUCGACCCCGCUCAGCGUCCCCCCGUCAAGUCUACUUACCCCAAACCCUUGUCCAACUGGGAAGGCAUCCCGGAUAACAUUGAUGCGGCCUUACAGUAUACGAAUGGUUACACGUACUUCUUCAAGGGUGGAUCUUAUUGGCGGUUUAAUGACAGAAGUUUCAGUGUGGACAUGGACACGCCAGCGUUCCCCAGGUCGAGUGCCUACUGGUGGCUAGGGUGCAGCUCAGCGCCGCGCGGCACUGUCGGAGGUAACGCGCGCCUCACGCACUCGCCAGAAGCCGACGAUGAUGUUGGCGACAUUCUGUUCGACGCAGAUGGCGCCGAUGACGCGGGUGGGAACAGGAGGAACAGUGGGACGGUCAUGACGUCGCCUGCUACUUGGAUGGUGCUCAGUUUAGCGCUGGCGUUUACGCUUACCUCCACAGUGCGCGCCUAGCGCAAAGAAACACUGCGUCUCUCUCUGUGAUCGUGUGUGUGUGUCUGUUAGUGUUCGAUAUAUUGUGUAUAGCGAACGCCGUACUGUUGACGAGUGCGAACUUUUAUACUGUUGCGAGAACAAUAAUUUAAUUCGAAGUCAUAGUUUUUAUACUUAAUAUAAAUAGAUGAUGUAAGCUCGAGUGUGAUAUUGAAGUAAGAGAAGUAUUUGUAUUAAAUCAUUUAAACAAAACUCA
Messenger RNA from Colias croceus (clouded yellow), 2181 nucleotides. RefSeq names its product matrix metalloproteinase-14 (gene Mmp1). Bases 165 to 1946 code for a protein of 593 amino acids. Gene Ontology annotation, biological process: proteolysis; extracellular matrix organization; collagen catabolic process. Gene Ontology annotation, cellular component: extracellular matrix. The record is from RefSeq and is a predicted model, not a curated record. NCBI's taxonomy places the organism in Eukaryota, Metazoa, Arthropoda, Insecta, Lepidoptera, Pieridae. The transcript has 12 exons. Gene Ontology annotation, molecular function: metalloendopeptidase activity; zinc ion binding.